AUGUUUGUGGGUGAGGCAGCUGUAUCUUCAUUCCUUGCUGUUGUGAUUGACAAGUUGAUCGCGGGCCCGCUGUUAGAGUAUGCACGAAGGCAGAAAGUUGACAUGACACUCCAAGAAUGGAGGAAAAAAUUGCUGCAUAUCGAAGCUGUGAUGAAUGAUGCUGAGGAGAAGCAGAUAAAGGAGAGAGCAGUAAAAGUCUGGUUGGAUGAUCUCAAAGCUUUGGCCUACGACAUUGAAGAUGUCCUGGACGAGCUGGUCACGGAAGCCAAUCGACACAGCUUGACAGAAGGACCUCAACCCAGCUCCAGCAAGGUACGGAAGUUCAUCCCAACUUUCCAUCCUAGCAGGUCCGUGUUCAAUGGCAAGAUUAGCAAAAAGAUAAAGAAAAUUACUGAGGAUCUAGAUACCAUUGCAAACCGAAAAUUUGGCCUUCAUUUGAGGGAAGGCGUUGGAGGGUUUUUAUUUUCGGCCGAGGAAAGGUUGACUACUUCCCUGGUAGAUGAGUUUGGGGUUUUUGGUAGGGAUGCUGAUAGGGAGAAGAUUAUGGAGUUGUUGCUAUCAGAUGAAGUAUCUGCUGAUCAGAAAGUUGGGGUAAUUCCUAUUGUUGGUAUGGGUGGGGUUGGUAAAACAACCCUCGCUCAGAUUAUCUACAAUGACAAGAGGGUGGAGGACCAUUUUGAUACGAGAAUUUGGGUCUGUGUUUCUGAUCAAUUUGAUUUGGUAGAAAUAACAAAAGCUAUUCUAGAAUCGGUCACUAAAGACUCAUCACACUCUAGAAAUUUACAAUUCCUGCAAGAUGGUUUGAAGAAAGAAUUGAAUGGGAAAAGAUUUUUGCUUGUUUUAGACGAUAUAUGGAAUGAGAACCCCAACAACUGGAGUGUCUUGCAGGCUCCUUUUAGGGUUGGAGCACACGGUAGUUUCGUCAUGGUAACUACUCGCAAUGAAAAUGUUGCAUCAAUUAUGCGCACUACUGCUUCUUAUCAUCUUAACGAACUAUCUGACAAGUAUUGUUGGUCUUUAUUUGCACAUCUUGCCUUUGAAAACAUAACUUCAGAUGCACUGCAAAAUUUGGAACUAAUUGGUAAGAAAAUUGUGAAGAAAUGUAAAGGGUUGCCAUUGGCAGCAAAGACGCUUGGUGGUCUCCUACGCUCUAAACAAGAUGAGAAUGCUUGGAAGGAAAUGUUGAAUAACAAAAUAUGGGAUUUACCCGCUGACCAAAGUAGUAUUCUUCCAGCUCUACACUUGAGUUACCAUUAUCUCCCCACCAAACUGAAGCAAUGCUUUGCGUACUGCUCUAUAUUCCCAAAGGGUUAUGAAUUUGAAAAGAAGCAAUUGAUUUUGUUAUGGAUGGGAGAAGGUUUGGUUAAUGGCUCAAGAAGAGGAGAGACAGUAGAAAAAGAAGGUGAAACAUGUUUUCACAAUCUAUUGUUGAGAUCAUUUUUUCAGCAAUCUAAUCAUGACAAGUCAUUGUUUGUGAUGCAUGACUUGAUUCAUGAUUUAACUCAAUUUGUCUCUGGAGAAUUUUCUUUUAGGUUGGAAUUUGGAAAACAAAACCAAAUUUCAAAAAGGGUCCGAUAUUUAUCAUACGUUCGAGAAGAAUUUGAUGUCUCCAAGAAAUUUAAUCCUGUUCAUGAAACUUCUAAUUUGCGAACUUUCUUACCAUUGACUAUGCCUCAUGGAGUUUCUACUUGCUACCUAUCCAAGAUAGUUAGUCAUCAUCUAUUGCCAACAUUAAGAUGCUUACGGGUUGUCUCCCUGUCUCACUAUCAUAUCACCCAUUUGCCUGAUUCAGUAGGAAAGUUGAAGCAUUUGCGCUAUUUGGACCUUUCCUACACUGCAAUCCAUAAAUUACCUGAAUCAAUAGGUAUGCUUUUCAACUUGCAAACGUUGAUGCUAUCAAACUGUAAUUUUCUUUCUGAAGUGCCAUCAGAGAUUGGAAAACUCAUCAACUUGCGUUAUUUUGAUAUUAGUAAAACUAAAUUAAAAGGGAUGCCAAUGGGAAUUAAUAGACUGAAGGACCUUCAAGUACUGACUACUUUUGUUGUUGGAUGGAAGCAUACUGCAGCAAGAAUUAAGGAUUUGCGGGAUCUUUCACAACUUGGGGGAACGCUCUCGAUUUUGAACUUGCAGAAUGUGGUGUGUGCAGCAGAUGCUUUAGAAGCUAAUUUGAAAGAUAAGGGAAAGCUCGAUCACUUGGUGUUUGGAUGGGAUUGUAAUGCAGUUUCUGGUGAUUUGCAGAAUCAAACAAGAGUUCUUGAAAACCUACAGCCUCACAACAAGUUGAAAACCCUCACUAUUGAGUACUACUAUGGCUCAAAAUUUCCAAAUUGGUUAGGUGAUCCUUCUUUCAUGAAUUUAGUUUUCUUGCAACUCAAAAGCUGUAAAAACUGCUUGUCUUUGCCACCAAUUGGGCAGCUUCAGUCUCUCAAGGGCCUCUCUAUUGUGAAAAUUGGAGUGCAGAGGGUUGGUCCAGAGUUCUGUGGGAAUGGUUCUGGUUCAUCUUCCUUUAAGCCCUUUGGAUCCCUGAAAACACUGAAGUUUGAAGAGAUGUUGGAGUGGGAGGAAUGGACUUGUUCUCAAGUUGAAUUCCCUUGUCUAGAAGAGCUCUAUGUCCAGAAAUGUCCAAAGCUGAAAGGCGAUAUACCCAAGCACCUUCCUCUCUUGACAAAACUUGAGAUUACUGAAUGUGGGCAGCUAGUGGAUUCUCUUCCAAUGGUCCCCUCCCUUUGUGAAUUGAAGCUGACAGAAUGUAAUGAUGUGGUGUUUAGAAGUGCUGUUGACAUCACCUCACUUACUUCUUUAAUUGUCAAUGAUAUUUGUAAGAUACCACUGGAAUUGCAACACCUUCAUUCUCUUGUAAGAUUGACCAUUGAUGGUUGUCCAGAGCUAAGGGAAGUACCACCAAUUCUACACAAGCUCAACUCUCUUAAACAGUUGGUUAUCAAAGGAUGCUCAAGUCUUCAGUCACUUUUGGAGAUGGGGCUCCCACCCAUGCUUCGAAAGCUUGACAUCGAAAAAUGCGGCAUUCUGGAGUCCUUGGAAGAUGCGGUGAUGCAAAACAAUACUUGUCUCCAACAGCUGACUAUCAAAGAUUGUGGUUCUCUGAGGUCCUUCCCCAGCAUUGCUUCUCUGAAAUUUCUUGAUAUAAAAGACUGUGGGAAGCUGGACUUACCCCUGCCUGAGGAGAUGAUGCCCAGCUACUAUGCUUCCCUUACAACACUUAUUAUAAACAGUAGUUGUGAUUCUCUCACUUCCUUCCCAUUAGGUUUCUUCAGAAAGCUUGAGUUUUUCUAUGUGAGCAACUGCACAAAUCUGGAGUCCCUUUCCAUUCCAGAUGGCAUUCACCAUGUUGAGUUCACAUCUCUUAAUUACAUGUACAUCAAUAAUUGUCCGAAUCUGGUGUCUUUUCCACAAGGAGGAUUGUCAGCUCCCAACCUAUCAGUGCUUAUUCUCCAACAGUGCAAGAAGCUAAAGUCACUGCCCCAAGGAAUGCACACCCUCCUUACAUCCCUUGAGAUAUUGGUAUUAUAUGAUUGUCAAGAACUUGUUUCGUUUCCUGAUGAGGGUCUGCCAACUAAUCUAUCUUUACUUGACAUCUCAAACUGCUACAAGCUCAUGGAGCACAGGAUGGAGUGGGGCUUGCAAAGGCUUCCAUUUCUUAAAAAUUUUUAUUUGAGAGGAUGUAAAGAAGAGAUAUCAGACCCAUUUCCAGAGAUGUGGCUUCUGCCCUCCACCCUCACCUUUCUUAUUAUUGAGGAUUUUCCAAAUCUGAAAUCUCUAGCCAAGGAGGGGUUUCAGCAUCUCACCUCUCUUGAAAGGCUUUACAUUUCCAACUGUGAUGAACUCAAAUCCUUUCCAAAAGAGGGGUUGCCAGGCUCCCUCUCUGUGCUUAGAAUUGAGGGCUGUUCUCUGCUAACGAAACGGUGCCAGAGGGAUAAAGGGAAAGAAUGGCCCAAAAUUGCUCAUGUUCCUAGCAUAAAGAUUGAUAAGGAAGUCAUUUUACCAUGA
Molecule: messenger RNA, 4008 nt
Organism: Vitis riparia (riverbank grape)
Lineage: Eukaryota; Viridiplantae; Streptophyta; Magnoliopsida; Vitales; Vitaceae
Product: putative disease resistance protein At3g14460
Exons: 1
Coding region: 1-4008 (1335 amino acids)
Biological process (GO): defense response to other organism
Molecular function (GO): ADP binding; protein binding
Source: RefSeq, a predicted model, not a curated record